Molecule: messenger RNA, 588 nt
Organism: Candida dubliniensis CD36
Lineage: Eukaryota; Fungi; Ascomycota; Pichiomycetes; Serinales; Debaryomycetaceae
Gene: MED21
Product: Med21p
Exons: 1
Coding region: 1-588 (195 amino acids)
Biological process (GO): regulation of transcription by RNA polymerase II
Cellular component (GO): mediator complex
Molecular function (GO): transcription coregulator activity
Source: RefSeq, a predicted model, not a curated record
AUGGCAGAUAGAUUAACUCAAUUACAAAUUUGUUUGGACCAAUUAAUUCAACAGUUUAAUUCGACAGUAAAUUAUGUCAAUACGAGUACAGAACCAAGUCUUUUAGAUGACGACGAUGUCAAUUCUUAUUCCAAUAUGGCCGCCAAUGCCCCAUUACCACAAUCCCAACAACAACAGCAACAGGAAGAACAACAGAUUCAACAAGAACAACAACAACAACCAGAACAACAACAACAACUAGAACAACUAGAACAACAGCCAGAGCAAUCAGAACAACCACAACAAAGUAACCCUGAAUCAAAGACCACUUCUCCACCAAAACGAAAAGUUAACUUUGACAAUGUUGUCAAUGAAUUAUGUACAGAUUUAAUUUUGAAAAGUCGACAGAUUAAUAUGUUAAUUGAUUCUUUACCAGGUAUUGGAGUUACACCAAAUGAACAAAUGAAUUUAAUUAAUGAAUUAAGUGAUAAAUUACAAACUCUCGAGGAAGAAAGAAUUGAAAAAAUUAAAGAAAAAGAUAAUUUAUUAAAUUUAUUAGAAAAUAUGAUUAAAGAAUUAGCUAAUGGUAUAAGAGAAACAAGAAUAUGA